AUGGCGUCGCCGCCCUACGCCUCGUCGCCGCUGGCCAUGUCGCCGCCCAACCCGUCUCCCGCGCAGCUCCCCAACAAGAAGCGGUCCUCGACUCUCGACGUCAACGCUCCGCCGGUUAAGCGCCGCAAGCCUUCCAACCUCUCGCAGUCGGGCCCCGUGCACCCCCUUCGCCAAACGUCCUUUCCCCCCGAGGGCGGCCGCUCCCCCUACGCGCGCUCCCCGUCAGUCGAUGCCACGUCCAUUGUUAGCGGCAGUGCGGCCAGCGGCGUCACUGCAAGCGGCGCGCCCAAGAAGAAGCGCGGACGCAAAGCCAAGAACCCGCGCCCCGGCGACGAGUCGGCCGAGCAGACGCCCAGCCUCGUCGGCGGCAAGGCGCCCACGACUGUUAGCGGCCAGGGCGGAGGCGACAAGGACGCCGGUGCCGACGACGACGACGAUGACGAGAACCAGGAGAUGGCCCUCGAGGAGGGCGUCGCGCGGACACAGGAGCAGAAGCAGGAGGAGAUUCGGCUGCGCGCCAUGCUCGUCGAGGCCUUUGACAGCGAGCAGUACAACCGGUACGAGCUGUGGCGGGCGGCCAAGCUAUCAGAUGCCGUCGUGAAGAGAGUGGUCAACGCGACGGUAUCACAGUCGGUACCGCAAAUGGUCAGCACAGCCGUCAAGGCCGUGGCCAAGCUGUUCGCCGGAGAAAUCAUCGAAUCGGCUCGCAACGUGCAGGGCGAGUGGAUCACGGCGGGCGAAAAGCAGAGCGACCUCCCGACGCCGCCCCCGUCGGCCAAGGACGCCGCCAGCGAGGAGGAGCCAGAUUUGAAGCGCGGCCCCUUGCGGCCCGAUCAUCUGCGAGAGGCGUGGAGGCGAUACAGGAGCGGAGGUGAGAGCCGUGGCGUGGGCAUGCAGCAGCUGUGGCACGCGCAACAAGGAGACGGUGUGGAGCGGUUCUCGACUCGAACCGGCAAGCGGCUCUUCAAAUGA
This is a messenger RNA of Purpureocillium lilacinum, 972 nucleotides long. RefSeq lists its product as uncharacterized. Gene Ontology annotation, biological process: transcription initiation at RNA polymerase II promoter; RNA polymerase II preinitiation complex assembly. NCBI's taxonomy places the organism in Eukaryota, Fungi, Ascomycota, Sordariomycetes, Hypocreales, Ophiocordycipitaceae. Gene Ontology annotation, molecular function: transcription coactivator activity; protein heterodimerization activity. Gene Ontology annotation, cellular component: nucleus; transcription factor TFIID complex. The record is from RefSeq and is a predicted model, not a curated record.